This is a messenger RNA of Drosophila takahashii, 2872 nucleotides long. RefSeq names its product probable RNA-binding protein 19. NCBI's taxonomy places the organism in Eukaryota, Metazoa, Arthropoda, Insecta, Diptera, Drosophilidae. Gene Ontology annotation, cellular component: ribonucleoprotein complex; cytoplasm; nucleus. The record is from RefSeq and is a predicted model, not a curated record. Gene Ontology annotation, molecular function: mRNA binding.
AUGUCGCGCAUUAUAGUGAAGCAGCUGCCCAAGCAUAUCACCGAGGACAAACUGCGUCAGAUUUUCGGUGCCCAGGGAACAAUUACGGAUCUGCAGCUGAAAUACACGCCCGAUGGCAAAUUCCGGCAGUUCUGCUUCGUGGGCUACAGCUCCGAGGCGGAGGCCCAGUCGGCCAUCCAACACUUCAACAACACCUGCAUCCAGACCAGCCGGGUGCGCGUCGAAUCCUGUGCCGCUUUGGGCAGCGAGGAGAAGCCCCAAUCCUGGAGCAAGUACGCCAAGGACAGCAAGAAGAACCUGGAAAAGUUAAAAGCCAAGGAGGAGGAGGAGGCGGCUGCCAGGGAGGCCAAGGAUGCCAAGAAAAAGAACAAGGAGAAGAAGCUGGACAAAGUGGAGCAGAUUCUGGGCAGGCACAAGGAUGAUCCCGAGUUCCAGGAGUUUCUGCAGGCGCACGACAAGUCGCGCACCCUGUGGGGCAACGAUUUGGGCGUGGCCAGCAACCAGGAAGAGGAGCAGCAGGAUGGUGAAGAUGAAGAUGAGGAGGAGCCACCAGCUGGCAGGGAUGACAGUGGCGUGGAUGCCGAUGCAGGGGAAGAUGACCAAGAGGAGGAGGAGGAAGACGGCGACACCAGCAAGCUGGCCGAGAAGCCCAUCAGCGAUCUGGAGUACAUGAAAUCCCUGAUGGCGGCACCCACAUCCUCCUCCAAGGGAGCAACCAAAAGCAAAACCAAGUCGGACAAAUCCAACCUGGAGCUGUUCACCAUCAAGAUUCACAAUGUGCCGUACAACACGAAGCGCCAGGAGGUGCUCAAGUUCUUCAAGCCGCUGAAACCCUAUUCCGUGCGUCUCCCCAGCAAAGUGCACGGCUUCUGCUACGUGGGCUUCAAGACGGAAAAGGACAUGGCCAAGGGGAUGCUGAAGAACAAGAGCUUCAUCAAGGGCAAGCAGGUCUUCUUCUCCGACUUUACCGAGAAGAACAAGGUGACCAAGGCGAACAAGAGUGGGCAACCCGUAACGAACGCUGGGGAGGCGACAGGCAAUGCCAAGUGGAAGCACCAGCAGGACAGUUUGUCCAAGGAGGACGACAUCUCCGAGUCCGGCCGCAUAUUCUUUCGCAAUCUGGCCUACACCACCACGGAAGAGGAGCUCCGCAAGCUGUUCGAGCAAUUUGGUCCAGUGGUGGAGGUCAAUCUUCCCGUCGACAAGCUGACGCGAAAGAUCAAGGGCUUCGGCACGGUGACCUACAUGAUGCCGGAGCACGCCCUCAAGGCGUUCAACAGCCUGGACGGCACGGAUUUCCAUGGCCGCCUGUUGCACCUGCUGCCCGGCAAGGAUAUCGAAAAGAAUCCGCAGGAGGAGCUGGACGAAAACGAUGCCAGUCUGUCGUUCAAGGAGAAGAAGGCGCUGAAGCUGAAGAAGAGCGCCCAGAAGCCAAUUGGCUGGAAUACCCUGUUCCUGGGUGGCAAUGCGGUUGCCGAAAUACUGGCCAAGCAAUUCAAGACCUCCAAGGAGCGCAUUUUGGACACCAGCGACGGUGGCAGCGGUGCCGCCGUGCGUUUGGCUCUCGGCGAAACCCAAAUAGUCAUCGAGAUGAAGCGUUUUCUCGAGGAGGAGGGCGUCCGGCUGAAUGCCUUCGAUGAGCCGGCCAAAAAGCGUUCCAACACUGUGAUACUGGCCAAGAAUCUGCCGGCGGCCACCGAAACCUCCGAGCUAACGCCCAUUUUCAGUCGCUUUGGUCCGAUUGGCAGGAUUGUCCUUCCGCCCAGCGGCGUUACGGCGCUCAUCGAGUUCUGUGAUCCACUGGAGGCGAGGCAGGCCUUCAAGAAGCUGGCCUACAGCAAAUUCAAGAAUGCCCCGCUCUAUUUGGAGUGGGCACCCGAGCAGGUCUUCACCAAGACGCUCAGCGGCGAGCCGGUGAUUCCCAAAACGGAACUUAAGGAGGAGGAAAAGCCAGAGAAGCCAGAGGUUAAGAAGGUGGAGGAAAAGGAGGAGGAGGAGCAGAAGCCUCUUGCAGAAGAUGCCGAUGAUGAACCGGAACCAAACACCACCCUCUUCCUGCGCAAUCUGAACUUCAAGACGGUGCAGGAGACGGUGGAGCAGCACUUCCGCCACCUGGGCACCAUUCACACCGUGGAGAUAGCCAAACGCCGGGAUCCCGAGAAUCCGCGCAACUUCAAUUCCCUGGGCUAUGGCUUCAUUCAGUUCAAAAAGAACUCGGUGGCCGAGCAUGCGCUCAAGAACCUGCAGCUCACCCACAUCGAUGGCAAUCCCGUGGAGCUCAAGCGCAGCGAUCGGGUGCUCAAAACCCAAGACAACGAGGGAGCACAACGUCGACUGGCCUCGCAGAAGAAGCAAACUGGCACCAAGAUCCUGGUGCGGAAUAUUCCCUUCCAGGCGCAAUACCGCGAAGUUCGAGACAUAUUCAAGGCCUUUGGCGAGCUGCGUUCUCUGAGGAUUCCCAAGAAGGCCACCACCGGCGAGGAGGCGCAUCGCGGCUUCGGCUUCGUUGACUACAUGUCCAAGGCGGAGGCCAAGCGUGCCUUCGAUGCUCUGAGCGCCAGUACCCAUUUGUACGGCCGCCGUUUGGUCCUCGAGUGGAGCGCCAACGAUGACAACCAGGACGUGGAGGAGCUGCGCAAGCGAACGGCGGCCAAAUUCGGUGAUAGCCAGGCGGCAGCGUCGGCGAAACGCAGCAGGAAAUCCUUCUUCGAUGUGGAGGGCAGUGUGCAGCCAAAUCAAGAUGAUGACGACGAAGAGGAGGAACGAUGAUGAUAAUCCCCCGUAGUUAGUUAGCUUAAAGUUUGAUUCAGAUGUAUAAAGUACAAGAUGUAAACAAAAAUAUAAAUUAUAAUUUUAUAAAAUCAAAUGGAGA